Eurytemora carolleeae is the source of this 1173-nucleotide messenger RNA. RefSeq names its product zinc finger C2HC domain-containing protein 1B. The record is from RefSeq and is a predicted model, not a curated record. The transcript is spliced from 7 exons. The coding region runs from base 200 to 673 and encodes 157 amino acids. Lineage: Eukaryota; Metazoa; Arthropoda; Copepoda; Calanoida; Temoridae.
UUGAAAUGAAUAGUUUAGGGAACAUAAUGUAUUACUAUACUCUACUGCAUAUAAUUUGUGAACAUUUGCAUGAUUAGUACACUUUGAACACCCUUGAAAUUCCACUCUAAUAUAUAUUCUUUUCUUUUUUGUUAAUACCCUUUGUUUAAGCAUGCAAGGUUAGGAGAAUGCGGAAUAAUUUCAGAACAUUGAUUCAGUCAUGGGCAGUGGGGGUAGUAAGAACCUUAGUGCUGAGGAACAUAAUACGGGUCGUCGUCCAUCCCAACACGAGUUGACGAAUCCUCCACCACAAUCUACAGAGCCAAAUAAGUUCUCUGUGAAAAAGGGAUUACUCGAAGUUAAAGAGACUAAUUUUACUGAGUCUAUUAUGGGCAAACCAGAGAAUCUUGUUCCCUGUGAUAUUUGUGGAAGAAAGUUUGCUGAAGACAGAAUAGAAAGACAUAAGGAAAUUUGCAUGAAAACGACAACUAAAGAGAGGGAAGCAUUUGAUGUUAGAGAACAACGGUUGGACGGUACUGAAGCUGUCAACUAUAAGGAUGUGGAAGUUGAUACAGAGAUCAAGAAAGCAGAUUGGAAGAAAACUCACAGAGAUAUUAUUAAUCAAAUAAAGGCUGCAAAGAGAGACAGACCCGCUUCUGGGAAAAGAGAACCAGAGAUUGAAAUACUAACAUAAAUGUCGUCUUUCUUGAAACUUCCCUAUGAACAAAUUAAUGAUCUUUUAGCCACACUAGCUGAACUAAAAGUUUAUCCGUCACAUUUUAUAUUAAAUCAUAUAUUAAUGCACAAAGCAGAAUAUUAAUAAACAUGAUAAAGAAAAAUACUGAAAAAAUUUAUUUUUAUUUUGGAAAAAAAGUUUUUUUUUUAUUUAAUAAGGUUGCUUACUCUCGAACCUCGAAUUACGAAAUUUUAUUUUCGAAAACAGAGAAAAAUUACGUCCCAAUCCCUCCACUCCUCUCUAUACUCAGUGACUUGUAGAAUAUUUUGGUUAUAUAUAUGAUUUUUUAAAAAAAAUUGUUAAAUUGAAUUACUGUAGCCGAAUUUUUGGGUGUAAAUCGAUUUUUAUUGGAUAUUUUCCAUAUGUAUAUCAAUAUAUAACCAAUCAAAUAAAAAAAAUAAGUUGCAUUAGUUUAUUUUUGGAUUCAGCUUUAAUUAUAAUUACUGAAAUUAAAGCAA